UUUCAUGGAAAGUUCCAAAUUCGAUGAAGUUGUCUCGAAGUAUCGGAGGAUCUUGAAUAGUCGUAGCAUCGAAUACUUUGCUUCGUCGUCUUGGGAUUUGCUUGAAGAUGAAUGGAGAGAGUACCUGAAUCUAGAAUCGCUUGAAGACGUCAUAGUCUUCGUAAAUUCAUCGGAUAAUCUUGUGUCAGCUGAUUGCGCCUCUAUUCCACAUUCUCUGAGAGACUUGAAAGCAAAUCUUAAACUUUUCGAAUACAAUAGGAAAUGUGUGGAAAAUCCUUCAGAUCUUUGGCGUCAAUGGACAGGAACCACAAGAGAUGGGUUAAAUGCAUCUUUCCGUACAAUAUCGUCGGCGAAUGGAUUGGUAAGGAAGAGGAUUAAAGCGAAGAAACAACACGAAAUUGAUAGAAUUGUGGAAUUAAUCUCACAAAUUCAAAUAUUCCAGAAAGAUUCGGCAGAUCCCAUAGACAGUCUGGUGGAUAUUGGUGCUGGAAUUGGACAUUUAUCACGUAUGAUCUCAAUUCAUAAUAAUAUAUCGGUUAUGGCUGUGGAAGGAAACCAACAGUUCACAUUGGCUGCAAACUCGCUCGAUGAGAAAUUACUUCUGGAUUCUGCAAAAAUCGGAUCUCGCAUUGAAAAUUUCAACGUCAAAUCAACACCAAUUCGAUACACCAAUUUUGUAACCGAAGAUCUUGCUUUGAAAAUCGAUGAUUUUGCUGUAAACUCUGCAAUUUUGGUCGGUCUCCAUUGUUGUGGAGAUUUUUCGUCGACAAUUCUCAAAGUUUUUCAAAAAAGUGAAAAAUCGAAAGCCCUAGUGCUUUUUGGAUGUUGUUACCACAAAGAAUUUCAAUGCUUUCAUUUUUUACGACCAGAAAAUAAUGAAAAUGAACGAGAGAUUUCUGAAAAUACGUCUUUUGGAAAGUCAACAGUUUUUCCAUUGAGCAAGAAAUGGGAAAACGUCGAAAUAGACUAUUUACUUCGAGAAGCAGCUUGCCACAACAACGAGAAUCUUGAGGAACGAUUUCUGAAACAGAAGAUUGAUCUUUCACGAUAUGCUCGAUCAUAUCUGGAAAAAUGGAUUUGGAAAGUUUCCGAGUUGCCAGAAGAUCGGAAUAUCGGGAUGUGUUCGGUAAAAUGUAUUGAGAAUCAGACAACGUUUGAAGAAUAUAUUCGAAAAGCUAUGGCAAACCGGGGAAAUCAUUUACUGGAUAAAGUUUUGCAGAUAAUUCCACAAUCUGAACUAUCCGCUCAUGUCUCUUCUCUCCGAAGCUCUCAGUUCGAUUCGUUUGAAGUUCUCCGAUGCAUGUUUGCUCCAGCGAUUGAGUCAGCAAUUAUCGACGAUCGAGUGGAAUUGUUAAGGGAAAAUGGAAUAAAUUCUAGAGUUGUUCCACUCUUUGAACCUUCUAUUUCACCUAGAAAUCUUGCCAUCAUUGCUUAUAAAUAAACAUACUUUUGC
Molecule: messenger RNA, 1453 nt
Organism: Caenorhabditis elegans
Lineage: Eukaryota; Metazoa; Nematoda; Chromadorea; Rhabditida; Rhabditidae
Gene: F25H2.12
Product: Methyltransferase domain-containing protein
Exons: 9
Coding region: 5-1441 (478 amino acids)
Source: RefSeq, marked reviewed